Ahaetulla prasina is the source of this 2762-nucleotide messenger RNA. It is a transcript of the gene RBBP8NL, whose product is annotated as RBBP8 N-terminal like. Bases 440 to 2335 code for a protein of 631 amino acids. The record is from RefSeq and is a predicted model, not a curated record. Gene Ontology annotation, biological process: DNA double-strand break processing involved in repair via single-strand annealing; double-strand break repair via homologous recombination. Gene Ontology annotation, cellular component: site of double-strand break. Gene Ontology annotation, molecular function: flap-structured DNA binding; single-stranded DNA binding; double-stranded DNA binding. The transcript is spliced from 15 exons. NCBI's taxonomy places the organism in Eukaryota, Metazoa, Chordata, Lepidosauria, Squamata, Colubridae.
UGCGAAGGGGAAAAAAAAAAAGAAAAAGAAAAAAAAAUGGCUUAUUGUCUGAGCAGAUUUAGCCACACUUCUCCUUCUUAUUAUCUCUGCUGCAUUUCCUAGCAUGACUUCAAAGAGGGAGAAAGCUGCAGACAUCCAGAAGGGAGAAGAAAAAGAAACGGAGGAAAACUGAGAGAGAGAAAAAGAGAGAGAGAGAAAACGGGACAAGAGGGAAGAUUCGGAGGAAAAAAAGAUGCAGCCGUUUGAUGUGCUUUGGAGAGUAGGUUGACCCCCUCUUCUUUGUGACAAUCCCUGAAAUAUUGGAACACUGCUAUCAUGUCACCCCUGGUCCAGUGGCCAGAAGCUGAACGCUGGCAGAGGAAGGAAAACUGAUUUGGAACCAUCCAAUCUGAUUUCUUCCUCCCCACCUUGGAUCCAUCCAUGGGAUGAUAGAAGGAACAUGGCCACUGAAAAUUUUGCGGAAAUCUUGAACAGACUCAAGGAAACACACGAGAAAGAAGUCCAGGGCCUGCAAACCAAACUGAAUGAACUAACCAAUGAGAAAUGUCGAGACAACCAACGAAUUGAAGAGCUCUUUACCAAAAACCACCAACUGCGUGAACAACAAAAGGGACUUAAAGAAAACGUGAAAGUUUUGGAAAACAGGUUGCGAGCUGGGCUCUGCGACAGAUGCCAAGUGACCCAAGAACUUGCAAAGAAGAAGCAACAUGAGUUUAUGAAGGCCCAUUUUCAAAGUCUUCAACACAUCUUCAUCCUAACUAAUGAAAUGAGUAAGCUGAGAGAGGAAAACAAGAGCCUGAAGGAAGAUCUGAAGAGGUUAUGUGGCCCAGAAGACAGGCCGAAAACUUUCAAAGGGCAGCCCAGAGAAGGAAACUUCGUCCCAGGCGUGUCUUUGUCUAGCCUCUCAAGCCGAAGCAGGAAACCGAGUGCGGGAAAAAACGUGAGCCCAGAAAUGGAAGACGAGUAUCCCGAGCCGCUGGAAGGAGAUCAGUCUCCUGAACACAGACUUUCUCCAGAAAGCAGGAUCUCCCCUAACAUUCUUCUCCAAGGAGACCAUGCUCUGGAUAUGAGCUCUCAGAAGACGAUCAACCAAUUGCAAGGAACCAUUGAGCUGAUGAGAACAGGAUCCCGAGCCUCCUCGCAAGAAAGAGAUUACCCAGAAAGUGGCUCCCCACCCCUUACAAGCAAAGCACCACCAUCUCCUCAUUGCGAUCCAAGUCCCAGGUUUGAAGCAUUUUUAAGAUCCAACAAAUCGGAUUGCCGAGCCUCCCCCUCGUCCUGUGAGAACCUGAGGUUCGCCACCAAAAAGGAACAGCUCUACCUCUUCAACCAAAGUUUAGCCCUGCAUCAUCUUGGCCUCCGGAAUAACUCAGCCAGCAAAGAGGGCGAUUUCCCUCACCACCUGUUACUGGCGAAGGAAGUCGGCAGUCGAAUGAAGCCCCCAGAUGAGUGGGAAGACCAAGCGGCCAUCUUGGAACUUCCUGGUGCUAUGUUGUACAUGAAGGACCGUCAUUUGGAAAAUGGGCUCCAGCUUCUUAGCAGCUCGGAGAAAUUCCGUUGUUUGUUGAUGCAGCAGGAAGGGAAAGGAAGAAGCGAGGAAAGUUCAGAUCAGACCCCUUCGCUAUCCCCAAGAGUCGGUAAAGAAGGGAAGAAGGAAAGACCCUGUCCAGAGGAUUUGAUGGAUGAGACACUAGAGCAGCUGUUCCAUGUCAACAGAGAAAACCCGGACCGAGGAGAGAAAGCCACAUCUGUGCAGGACAAUACCACGGAAGCCCCUCUGGAUUUAUCGGAUUAUGGAAGGGGAAGAGAAAGAGAAAGUGGCACCAAUUGGCACCACCAGUCCUCAGUGAAACACGAAAGGCGAAGUCCAGGCGGAGAUGAGAAUGAGUACUCUGUUGUUCAGAAAACCUGUUUGUCCAGCUGGCUCAGUACAACUCAGAAACACCAUUACGGGAACCAACAACUGGAACCAUUCACGUCUGGAGCCAAGGAAAAUAUAGCAGUUUCUCCGAUAUCUUUGCCACAAGAACCUGCCACAUCCAAGACAUCUUCACACGAUUCUACUGCUGACCCAGAAGUCAAGAUGCCUUUUCGAGUGGAGAAUCAAGACCCUAAGCGGCCAGAUAACAGCGAUUCUGACUCACUAACCGAUGGCUCGGAUGGGACAGUCGUAUCUGAGAGUGAGAUGGUUGAUAUUCGUGAAGAGAAAGCUCUCCCAGGAGGUUCGGUAAAAGAAAACUACUGCUAUGCAACUGAGAAAAUUCAGAAUUUGCAGAAGAAACGGAAAAGGGGACGUGAUUCGUCAAUAAAAGCCCUGACAAAACUCGGGCUGUGAAAAUGUUAAACAGGCAGCAGAGAAGAAGAAAAUGGAGCAAGCCAUCGGACCUGCUGAACAUAUAGAAGAGAAUAUUUGGCAGCUCAGGGUUGAACUGUGGGGUCAUCGGUGUUCAUCGGGGGUUUUCUUGCAGACGUUUCGUUACCAAAAUAGCUAACGUCAUCAGUGAUAGAAGGGAGUAGGGUUUUGCUCUAAGUUAAUACUAGACCAGGGGUCAGCAACCUGCGGCUCCGGAGCCGCAUGUGGCUCUUUGGGACCUCUGCUGUGGCUCCCUGUCAGGUGAUCCCACCAUUGGCUGGCUCCCCCCUCGCCCUCCUCCCCCAAUCACUCCUUGCCUGGCCUGAGAAGGUAAGGGCGACAGUGAUGGAUGGAGAAGCGGCCAGAGCAGAGACAGAGAGAUACAGAGAGAGGGAGAGGGAGAGAGAGA